AUGGAAGGUAGCACACCUACCACUGCCAGAAUUGUAAUACAACGUAGAGGCAUUCUCGUUUUGGCGGCUGUUGCUCCCGGCGACACGGUAAAGGAGGCUGAGGCUUUGGCAUCCAAAGUAAUCAAGUUGAAACUGUGGGAUGAUGAAUCAGGAGGCCGGUGGAAGAAGAGUGUCCAAGACAUCGGCGGCGAGGUAUUGUGUGUCUCUCAGUUCACCUUGCUUGCUUCCACCAAGAAGGGCAGCAAGCCCGACUUCCACGGAGCCCUAGGCCCCGAUGAGGCCAAGACCUUGUAUGACCUGUUUUACAAGAAGGUUCAGGAAGGCUAUAAAGCAGGAAAGGUUAAGAAUGGUGUUUUCCAGGCUAUGAUGCAGGUUGCCUUGGUUAAUGAUGGACCGGUUACCCUCGAGGUAUCGGCCACGCCGGCAGCGCAGCAGCAGCAGCAGCAGAAGAAGAAGAAGGAAGACCGAAAGCUUAACCAGAAGCAGCAAAAGCAGCCACAACAAGGGGCCGUGGAAAACGACCAAGCGACGGCAGACAAGGUGCCUGGCAUGACUAAUCAAGUCUAGGUAAUGGAGUGGUUGAGGAUUGCGAGAUGGACCUAAGAAGGGGUCGAUGUAAUUGCCAAAUGUAGAGCCGGGAAGAUGAUCUGCUAGACGUAAGUAGAGUUUAGAGGUUGAUAGUUGGGUUCUAAAAGUGUGCUC
This is a messenger RNA of Neurospora tetrasperma FGSC 2508, 702 nucleotides long. RefSeq lists its product as uncharacterized. Gene Ontology annotation, biological process: tRNA metabolic process. Gene Ontology annotation, cellular component: cytoplasm. Bases 1 to 567 code for a protein of 188 amino acids. The transcript is spliced from 5 exons. NCBI's taxonomy places the organism in Eukaryota, Fungi, Ascomycota, Sordariomycetes, Sordariales, Sordariaceae. Gene Ontology annotation, molecular function: D-tyrosyl-tRNA(Tyr) deacylase activity. The record is from RefSeq and is a predicted model, not a curated record.